Molecule: messenger RNA, 3707 nt
Organism: Nematostella vectensis (starlet sea anemone)
Lineage: Eukaryota; Metazoa; Cnidaria; Anthozoa; Actiniaria; Edwardsiidae
Product: transient receptor potential cation channel subfamily V member 6
Exons: 18
Coding region: 107-2527 (806 amino acids)
Biological process (GO): calcium ion import across plasma membrane
Cellular component (GO): membrane
Molecular function (GO): protein binding; calcium channel activity
Source: RefSeq, a predicted model, not a curated record
CAACAAAUCGAAGGUAACAACAACAUAAAAGCAAGAUGGCGGGAGUGUCGAUGUGUGAUGUGAGGUGUAAAGAAGGGAACAAGUAAGAUCUUACAGAAAAUAGAUCAUGGGGAACCGUGGUUCCUCUGAUGGAACAACAAGAGUAGGAAAAGAUGUUAUUCAACAAACUGAAAGUACUUCAACGGCUUGGUACGACCUUCUGAACGUCAAAAAUAGCGGAAGGUUGAUUGUUGCGUAUAGGAAGGCUCUAGCAACAAAAGACUUCACCGAAGUGAAUGAAUUGAUCGCUAGUUUGAAGGAAUAUAUGUAUGAUGAUGGAAAUGGAAGGAAUGUUCCUAUAGCACGUCUUGUUCAUAAGAGAGGUUUGUCAAGGGAGGCGGACGUAGAUAAAAACUCUAGGCCGAGUUUGAUUUGUCUCCCGAGGAGAAAGGAUACUAAACGAGUUCACAGCAAUGCAAGUUUACAGGGCAACAGACUUGCUUUGAUAAACAUGGCUUACGGCCCGGAUGCACUAGAGCAAGAGCCAGCACAGUAUCGACAUUUGUGUUGGAAGGUUGGCGAGCUUGGGGCUGUUGGGGAAAAUAUUCUUCAUACAUGUUUCCUGAAUGCUACAAGAACUCACUUUGACCUAGGAAUGCUCUUGAUAAAAGCCUAUCCCAAAAUUAUUAAUGACAUCUACACCAGCGAUGAAUAUUAUGGGGAGAACUGUCUACAUAUGGCAAUAGUCAAUGGAGAUCUUGCAUUGGUGCACUUUCUGUGCAAAAACGGCAUUGAUAUCCACCAGAGGGCAUGCGGUGCAUUCUUCUGCCCCGAUGACCAGAAGUCCUCAAGGGAAGACUGUGAGACACAAGAGAGUGUUGUGCUUUGCACAGAGACUAACUACCAGAGUUUGAGCAACACCUACUGGGGUGAGUACCCCCUGUCAUUCGCAGCUUGCCUGGGGCAAGAAGAUACAGUCAAAUACCUAUUACACAGGAGAGCAUGCCCAAAUAAACAAGAUAGCAAUGGAAACACUGUGCUACACAUGAUGGUUAUUCAUGAUCAAAAGGACAUGUACGAUCUAUUGGUGGAUUACGGGUGCUGGUGUUCCUGUUCUCUCUGCUCCAAUGGUGUCCAGUUGCACAUUAGGAACAGACAAGGAUUUACUCCCCUUACACUAGCAGCUAAACUGGCAAGGAAUGAGAUGUUUCAUCAUAUUCUGACCAAGAGCCGUGAAGUAUUCUGGGAGUAUGGUAACGUGACGGCUGCCGCUUUUCCACUCUGGGAACUAGACACGAUCGGCGAUCAAGGCCAGGUUAUUGAGCGUUCAGCUAUUAACAUAAUCAUACAUGAGGACUCCCAUGAGCACUUGGAGUUACUGGAUGGUAUCGUGCUCAACAUCUUGACUGAAAAGUGGAAGCAUGGAUGUCGCUUCAGGUUUUUUCUUCUUCUUUGCAUCUACAUGAUGUAUCUAUUGAUUUUUAGUGUGGCUCUUGGAAUAAGGCCUUCAGUGGAUCCUUCAUGCGCGGGUAAAUUUGUGAAUGUGACGACUAAUAUCACAAAUUCAACUGGGAACUGGAGCUACAGUAAAGUGAGCCUUGAGCCAGUGAAGUGUGACCCUUGCUUCUUAAGGAACGUGAUCUAUCAGUCAAAACUACACGUGUUCCGUGCUGUGCUAGAGGUCCUUGCCACCAUUUGGGCUAUCUCCUACCUGGUACUGAUAGCCGUGGAAAUGUGUCAUCAGGGGGUUAGAACUGUCUUUUGGGGGCUGGUCUACAACCCAAUCCGUGGUUUAUUCGCAGUCUCCUGUGCCUUAAUUCCCUGUUGCCUGGCCACCCGUUUCGCUUGUCUUCAGAAAGUGGAAGACCCGCUGACCGUGGUGGCCCUUGUCUUGGCCUGGCCCUAUUCCUUAAUGUUUUGCAAGGGGUUUCAGUUGACGGGGCCAUAUGUGGUCAUGAUUUACCAGAUGUUAAAGAGAGACUUCAUCAUCUUCUUCAUCAUUUACGGGAUCUUUGUCAUCGGAUUCUCACAAGCCAUGUUUCUAGCGGUUUCUGGAUACCUGGAUGACUCGGUAGAUGAGCACAUGUUCGCGCGCUGGUUCUCCUCGGGACUUGUUUUAAUCAUCAUGUCACUGGGAGAGUUUGGGGAUCCUUUGGUGCAGUUGGUUGAGUCAGAUUCUCCCUACAAGAUAAUUGGCCUGUUUGUGUUCUUCAUAUUUAUGGUCCUCGGGGCUUUGCUAAUCGUCAACAUGUUGAUUGCUAUGAUGGGUAACACAUACCAGUCGGUGUCCGAGACCAAGAAAGAAUGGACCAGACAGUGGGCCCAGAUAGUGCUCGACAUUGAGCGAAUGCUGACGCCUGGCAAAAGACUCAGGCUACUGCAUAAGUACUCUGAGCCAGUGGGCGGUCAGCGGGCACUCAUCAUGAGACUCCGGCAGCAUAACAAUAGAGAACAGAGUAAAGUAUCCCAUGAUCCCAAGCAACACAAAGCGUCCAAUCCGAGCAAUGGGGCGGCCACAUUCCACAAAGAUGCCGAGUACCUAAAAUAGUACGUAACGUGACCAUCACGUGUCGUGCCGGGUACCUAAAAAAAGCCCGUCACGUGACCAUCACGUGACAUACCAUGACUGGCAGCAGUCAUCGACAUGGAGCAACCUGUUGUAACUCAAAUUCACGACAUCAAUAUUGGUCUCCAAGCGACAACCAAUAACAAGUCGCAUGUCAUGGAAACUGACAUCGCGGAAGUUUUAAAGUCAACCGUCUGAACGCAACCUGAUUUUAAAAAUGUAUAUCUCUAAAUUGUUUCUUUUACCAUGAUGCGUGGAUCCACUAAUUGCAAUUUAUGCCUUCUUGGGUCUAAAGUUUUUGCAGACGCAAAAUUUCCGUAAAUACGGGAAUUUUUUGACGAUGCAUUUUGGCUGAUCUCCGUACUUGUUUACUCGACUGAAGUUUGGGUUGACUGUCACGUGACCCGCCGCGCCAAUUUUGACCGUGACCUCAAAUAGCGCUUGCAUGGGCUCUGUUUCCAUGGUGAUGAGGAAAUGCGCAUCAUCGUUGGUUGGUUCUCCGAAAUUCACCUUGUCAUCCGUGUCUUGAUUUGUGCUGGAAAACCGCUGGACCUUGUCAUUGGGCUCGUAUCUCACUGCGCUGUGAACAGUGGUCAGCGUGAUUUGAUGGCAAGACAUGCGCAGGAUGUCUGUACUGUUGAGCCGCGCGUUGAUGUGCUGCACAGCGGCCUGUGCUGCUUUAGUAAUAUCGGGUCUUUUGUGGUCAGCGGCCUUGAAUUGGAGGCAUGGGCACCAGUGUUCAUCUAUUACUACGGAAAAAAGUUUUGACAUUCGUUAUACGCCUAUUUUAAAAACGUUGCCAGUGCCAAUGGCGAAAGGGAAAAUAACAUUUUUGAACGUUGCUUUGUAUGAUGAUAAAUUAACUAAUCGUAUGAUUUAUCCACAUUGCCGUGUGUUCUGUAGAAAUAAAACGAGCACUUGCAACCUGUUUUUUAAAUAGGUGUAUAUAGCAUGUUUGUAGAUAGCAUGAAUAUUUCUUUGUAUGGUAUGAUUUUAGACUUUUUUUCAUAAAUGUCACCGUAUUUUCUUUUUUAAUCAAAAUUAAUCCACGCAGGUAUCUGCAGGUCAGAAAAAAACUGCGAAUUGCAAUUAUUAAAAAAAACAUUUAUUGGAUGUAUUAAAACACAAUAACAUGCACAUUAAUAAAUUAUUUUAAAAUGUA